Messenger RNA from Epinephelus fuscoguttatus (brown-marbled grouper), 878 nucleotides. RefSeq names its product saxitoxin and tetrodotoxin-binding protein 1-like. The record is from RefSeq and is a predicted model, not a curated record. The transcript has 6 exons. The coding region runs from base 12 to 599 and encodes 195 amino acids. Lineage: Eukaryota; Metazoa; Chordata; Actinopteri; Perciformes; Serranidae.
UUGAACACAACAUGUCUGUUUAUCAGGAUGUACUGUGUUUUACCGGUAGAAUAAACUUUUCAUGGCAAAACAAAAAAAAGGUAUUGGAGGUGCGUUGGGUUCUGGUUGAGGCAUUCUCAGAUUAUCCAGCAGGGGUGGAGCUCCUGAUGAAUGCCACAAGCUCCCUGCUGGAGUUGAGAGACGCUAACGAAACCAUCAGGUUCAUCGAGAGAAACAAAGCUUUUGGAAAGUGUUUGAUCUUCCGUGGCAACAUGUCACUUCCUGACCCCGAGACGUCCAACCACACCCUCCACCUGAAAAGUGCCAAUUUCGAUGGUCAGGUGUCUCCAUACGAUGACCAGGGCCGAGUUGAUAUCUACCAGGGCUGUCCUGACUGUGUGCUCAUCAUCUACAGCGGAGUCUUUGAGGGAACACCAGGGAAGAUGCUGCUCAUUUACAGAAGGGAAGGGAAACACCUGGACGCCAAGGAGCUGAAAGACGCUCAGAGUGUCCACAGGAAGGUGGCAGAGUGUCUGAAAUUCAACAUGUCAUCACAGUUCACCUAUGACGGGAAGGCAGGGUUUUGUCUGGAAAAGACGGAAGAAGAGAAAGAAGCCUGAGACAGACAAACGAUGAAAGACUGAAACUGAGAUGUUAAUGAUGGCAGAAUAUAUACAAACAGCUAAUAUCAGGAGUGUAUUUUUUAUCGUUGUCAGAAAACACUAAGCUCUGAAUUUCUCAUUCUGGUUUUGAGAGACAAACAUGUUUAUUAAUCAGCUCACAAAAUGUUUCAUUAAAAUACAAAGAGUAAAUUUUGAAUUGUCUACAUGUAUUUUUAUGGAAGCUAAAUUCUACACAGAAGAGAAAAUGAAAGGUGAGAAAUCACAAAAAUAAAAAAU